Messenger RNA from Aedes albopictus (Asian tiger mosquito), 2652 nucleotides. RefSeq lists its product as uncharacterized. Gene Ontology annotation, cellular component: neuron projection membrane. The transcript is spliced from 3 exons. Gene Ontology annotation, biological process: synapse organization. The coding region runs from base 1970 to 2449 and encodes 159 amino acids. The record is from RefSeq and is a predicted model, not a curated record. NCBI's taxonomy places the organism in Eukaryota, Metazoa, Arthropoda, Insecta, Diptera, Culicidae.
UACAAACUCAAUUUCCUUUCCCGUCGAGAUGCAUUUCACUUCCACUACGGUCCCCAUAAGGAAGCAAACAUAAAAAUAAACCAUUAAUUAUUCAUCAUACAUAAGUAGUGAAAUUUGUACUUCACUGUGCUGUUAUGUUGCCAACAACUGCCAGGACGAUAUGCACCACUCAACAGCCAGCGAAAUGAAGCGCGAAUGAUGACGGGCAGCUGUUGAUUUUGGUUAGAAUUUCUUGGGUUGUGUGGGUGUUUCCUGGAGAACUGUGAGUUUUCUCUGCUUUGGUGGAAAAUCGCUCGAAAGCUCACUCUCCAACAUACUCUCGCGAGAAAGGGACAAUCGUGCUGGGGAAAUUGAUGCUCCGCCGACUGUGGACUCUGGUGGAGCCAGCCUGCCAACGUGCUGUGAAUGCAAGGGUCCUGCAUAUAGAAGCAGUUUUUCACGCAACAAGGAUGUUAGUUUACGACGAGGCUUUGAUUUCGAAGGAUGCAAAAACCCGUGGCGCUCUCGGGACUGAGUGUGUCGAUCGUCUGAAACUGAAGUAAAGUGCGUUUGGCGUUGUCGGGUUGAAAGCGAGUGGACUCCAUGGAAACUGUGUACUGUACAAUAGUGCUGGGGCGAGAGUGUUGUUUGCGUAUGGCUCCGGAGAAGGAAAACUGUAUUGUUUUCUGCUGGUGACUCCUUAGGGGUACGUGGGACGACUCAGUGGCAUGACUGUUUGCAGUCAACAACUACAAUAGAGAGUCGAACGGAAGUCUACAAAAAUUGAAAAGAGAAUCAAGCGUGUGCAACGAGCAAUGUGAUGAUGAUGUGAUAAUUACAAGGCGCCGCGUAAAAGUGAAGAGUCGGGCCUUUUUAUGAUGGAGCCGAAGAUAGGAAAUGGAUACAUUAUGCCAGCGAACCGACCGGUGGCUGCCAGUGAGCUAAGUUCUCACGUGAACGGAUGCUGCUCUGCGGAUUAAUAAACAUACUGGAUGCGUAAUUAUAUCAUUUGAGUGACAUAAAACAUUCGGCAAACAGUGCGGUGUGCGUGUGUUUGUGCUGCGGGGGUGAUAUAUCGUCAUAAAAACAAAGAGAAUUCCUAUGUGACGUGUAAAUCAAGCGGAUAGCAAGUUGAAUGAUUACACACUAUACAUAUACCAACGGAUACUGUUGUUGCAGCAAACAUUGCGUAAAUAUAAAAUAAAUGUGUGCAUAUUUAUCUGGAUUUGUGCAUGACGGAGGCCCCCACGGAAACCUCCUCAGCCGAACACGCCAGGUAUGCCGUAAAGUGACUUUCCGCGUAGCAUACUGACUGGCAAAGGAUUUAUACCAGAGCUGAAGCAAACCACGGGGAAAGCCGUAGGAAUUAGAUUGCAAAUCCGUGUAGGAGUCAAUGUCUCAUUCAUAUAUUAUGGGGGCCCCGCAGACUGAAGGUGUGACUGAAAUGCCAACCGAUCCAGUGAGUGAAAAGUGUUGUUUAUUUAAGCAGAAUUUGCAUAAAAAUCGAAUCAUGAGAAAAGCUAGUGCUACAUUUGUCCUCUGCCUGGAUCCGCCCCAGUGCACACCAACUAGAGGCCACCCAGCGUAACGUUAGUAGCAUCGGAUCAGCGCGAUUUCAAGGCUUUAGGACCUAUCACAGGGGGUGGGAAAGCGAGAAAAAGGCAGCAGUGAUGCGAAGAAAACAUGUAAAGCGAACAUCCUUACACGUCUAAGUGGAGGCAAACAGCGUGGUCGUCUGGCGGCAAUCAGUGGAUCGGAUAAAUUGUUUUCACAGUUCAACCCAAGCACAGGGGGCUGAAGAGAGAACUCUACAUGUGUGCAUAACUGGAGCAUGGAGUAGCUUCGAGUGGCGGUUGUGGAGUUGAAAACGACAGAUUCAGGCAGAAGUAAGGCGAGAGGACAAGUUAGAAAGCGCUAGCCAAUAUUACCCAUUCGACGUCGGACUGGAACGGGACCGCGCCGGUUUCGAUCAGUGAAAAGGCGGCCAACAAUGGAGAUUGUUUACAUGCAAAUUGCAAUGGUGCUCUCGCUGAUAGUAAAAUGUUUGCACGGAUCUCUAUCGACUACCCUGCAAGAAACCAAUUCACAACAACAGCCGGCCGAUCCAGAACCGGAAUUCGAAGGCACAAUCCAGAACGUAACAUUUCCGGCGGGGCGGGAGGCUGUGUUGACCUGCUCAGUUAAAAAUCUAGGCCGCUACAAGGUGGGCUGGUUGAGAGCAUCGGACCAGACGGUGCUGGCAUUGCAGGGCCGCGUAGUGACACACAAUGCCCGGAUCAGCGUGGUGCACGAAGACAUGCGAACGUGGCGCCUGCGGAUACGGCAACUCCGCGAAUCGGACCGGGGCUGCUAUAUGUGUCAGAUCAACGCCAGUCCCAUGAAGAAGCAAAUCGGAUGCAUCGAUGUGCAAGGUAUGUAUUCAAAUCGGUACGCUUUAUUGACGUUUGCCGUCCCUAUUCAUGAUGUUUAAUUGGCGUGAUUUUCCGGUAAUACGCUAUAUUGUAUUCAUAGUGCUGGUAGACAUGCUGGAUAGACAGCUCGUGCAAGGAUAAGAGUUCUGAUUAAAUCAAAUCGCUUGCAGGUCAGGAAAUGCCACCUGUUACCGAAUGAUAUCAGUGCGGUAUGUCCAGAAUACUGAUUCACUUGAACUGCACUGCACUGCAUCAAUAGAAC